Molecule: messenger RNA, 1478 nt
Organism: Tarenaya hassleriana
Lineage: Eukaryota; Viridiplantae; Streptophyta; Magnoliopsida; Brassicales; Cleomaceae
Exons: 2
Coding region: 143-1252 (369 amino acids)
Source: RefSeq, a predicted model, not a curated record
AGCACUGGAUAAGCGCCAAGGCUUCUUUUAUGAUCAUCAACUGCAUGCUUGAGGCUUUUCUUCAAAUUUUGGGGCUUUUGUUAGGGUUCUUUUGUUGGUUAUCUGAUUUUAUAUUCGAAUUUGAUUCGACUCAUCGGUUACCAUGGAGGGGGAGUUGCAUGAUUGGGAGCUGCUUCAUGGGUCUGACAUUGAUUCGAUCGGAUCGCAACCUUCGGAUGAGAAGCCGAAGAGUUCAAGUGGAAUCGAUGGUGUUUCGUUUGGUACGUUUCGCUCUGAUCAUUUCUCUGUUGAUAAUCUCAUCGAACCAUCUGGUAAGACUACUGAUCCGAGCGAAAACGAUUCUGCCGAAUCGGAUGAUUCUGCCCGGGUUGAUUCCGGGUUUGAGAGUCCUAACCGGAGGAAGAACCCGGACGAGGUUGUGGCUUAUUCGAGCUCUAGUCAGCCGGAUGAGUAUCCAUUGAUCGAUGCUUUUGUGAGAAGCGGAUUAGGGUUUACUGAUGGCUCUGGUGGGGAGAUAGAAUUCAAGACUGAUAUUUUGGGUGCUUCCGGAUCGGAUGAAGUUAAACUUAGCAAUUUUGAAGUUGGUGAUGCAGGACACGUCGAGGGCCAAAUUGCUGUUGAAGAAAGUUGUGAGACCCAAGGUCUUGAUGAGGGUUUGAGCAAGUGCUUGUCCGACUCAAGCGAUCUUGAAGCUGCUAAUGAAACCCUUCUUGAGAACAAAGCUGCUAUGGAAGAUACUGGUGAAACCGUAGCUCGUGAUGACGAUUCGAGCAAGAGCUUUUCUGAUUCGGUUUCUGGGAAUGUGAAUAAAGAAAACGUGAUUGUUCCAGAUAUUGGAGUUAUCUCUUCGGAAGAGAUCGAGGGGAAUGACGUGAGGGUCGCUCAACAAGAAGCUGAUGCUGUGAACCCUCCUGCUGUGGGAUCGGGUGAUGAGAGCAAGAGGAGUGGUAUCGUGUGGUGGAAGAUGCCAUUUGUGCUUCUCAAGUACUGUGCCUUUAAGAUUGGCCCGGUCUGGACUGUAUCCAUGGCUGCAGCUGUGAUGGGUUUAGCUAUAUUGGGUCGCAGAUUGUAUAAGGUGAAGAAGAAGGCCCAGAGGUUUCAGCUUAAAGUUACAAUCGACGACAAGAAGAUUUCGCAAGCGAUGAGUCAAGCUUCACGGCUCAACGAAGCAUUUACAGAGGUGAGAAGGGUCCCUGUGAUCCGCCCUGCUCUUCCUUCUCCCGGGGCAUGGCCUGUUUUGAGCCUCAGAUGAAGCUCUAGUUUCCACAAAACCUAGAUGGUAUGAUGAAUCAGUCAUACAUUGUCUCUCUUAUGUUAUGUCGCAAACUAUAUAAUGUAAUAUAUAUAUAUAUGUGUGUGUGUGUGGAAGUAUAGUUUACCAUAUGAGUAAUCAUCAUUGUAAGUCUGUCUCAGCCGUUGGAGAUAUGCAUGUAAGGUUUAAUGUCUCUUAUUCGUGUGGGAUCUUGGGAUUUGUCACA